This is a messenger RNA of Ctenopharyngodon idella (grass carp), 840 nucleotides long. RefSeq names its product C-C chemokine receptor type 8-like. Lineage: Eukaryota; Metazoa; Chordata; Actinopteri; Cypriniformes; Xenocyprididae. Gene Ontology annotation, biological process: positive regulation of Rho protein signal transduction; phospholipase C-activating G protein-coupled receptor signaling pathway. Gene Ontology annotation, molecular function: G protein-coupled receptor activity. The coding region runs from base 1 to 840 and encodes 279 amino acids. The record is from RefSeq and is a predicted model, not a curated record. Gene Ontology annotation, cellular component: membrane. The transcript has a single exon.
AUGAAUAACUCUACAGUAAACUUCACCACACCUGAAUCAUCGCCAACUUAUUUCUUUGAGCUAGCAGACAGUCGGAGAAUGUUUGUCUUUGGCAUCAGUUUCAUGUUUGGUUUUCCUACACACUCCUAUGUUAUAUGGCUCAUCAUCACAGGAGCAAGAAGUGGAGUUGCAUCGGAGUUCUUCGUCCUUAAUUUGUCUUUUUGUGAGGUCGGAAGCAGCCUCAAUGCAAUGUUUGGCCUACUGUCACAUUUGUUCUCAAGUCUCACAAUAUUAACACUUUUUCUUCAAGGAUUAGGCAUCACUGGUCGUCCUCUGUUUCAGUGUUUGAUCUCUGUUGAGCGUUACCUGGCAGUGGUUCAUCCUGUAACCUUUCUGAAGUACAAACCUCUCAGAUAUAGAGUGAUCUGCUGCACUGCGGCCUGGAUAAUCACUCUCAGCUCCUCAUUGUUGUUCUGCAUCUUUAUUGUAGUAUCUCUCAAAACAGAGCCAUACAUAUGGUUUUCCUCAACAGCAUUCCUCCUCUUAUUCUCCAUCCAGUUGUUUUGUCUUGUGGCUGUUCUCAGAGCUCUGAAGCAGUCGGGACCAGGAGAGAGAAGGAGAGAGAGGGAGGAGAAAAACCACAUGAAGAAAAGAGCAUUUUAUCUUAUUCUGAUAACAACAAUGAACAUGAUUAUCCUAUAUGUGCCAUUUAUCAUCACAGGAUUCUUUGUCAUUCUAACUCAACAGGAGAUUGUCAACUUUUGGUUUCCUGCAUAUCUUUUUUAUGUGCUGGCUGGUUUUGUUCAGCCUGUUCUUUAUUUACAGCGGGCUGGAAAACUCUCCUGCCUCUGUUCUUCAUAA